This is a messenger RNA of Ceratina calcarata, 1756 nucleotides long. It is a transcript of the gene Bub3, whose product is annotated as mitotic checkpoint protein Bub3. Bases 297 to 1277 code for a protein of 326 amino acids. NCBI's taxonomy places the organism in Eukaryota, Metazoa, Arthropoda, Insecta, Hymenoptera, Apidae. The record is from RefSeq and is a predicted model, not a curated record. The transcript has 5 exons. Gene Ontology annotation, molecular function: protein binding.
GUUCACAGACAAUUACUUGAAUUUUAUAUAUUUCUUAGAUAUUUCAGUAAUCUACUAUAAAUUAUUUUGUUUAGUAAGCACUUCUACUGAUAACGUUUGAUUUCUUCAACUUUUCAUAGAUUGUACAUUUACGUUAUGUGUACGACCGAAUGCAUCUAAUGCAUCCGUCUCCUUUAUGAAUAUUUAAGUUCUUUUUAAACCAAUAUUUAAUCUGUCUAUGCUGCUAGUGAAGCAAAAGGAAUUCUGAAUAAUACAACGAUAAAACUAUUGUUGCAAGCAAUAACUUUUGUAAAGUAAUGGAAUCCCGAACAGAGUUUAAAAUAAAAUCUCCUCCGACCGAUGCGAUAUCGGCGGUGGAGUUUGGACCGAAUUCGACACAGUUCCUCCUUGUUUCUUCAUGGGACAGUACGGUCCGAUUGUAUGAUAUUCAUGCGAACACUAUGAGAUUAAAGUACAAUCAUGAUUUGCCAGUUUUAGAUGUCGCAUUUCAGGAUGCCGUUCAUGCAUACAGUGGUGGUUUAGGAAAUACGUUGAAGAUGUAUGACAUUAAUAGUAAUACUGAAUCGGUAAUGGGACAACAUGAUAAGCCAAUUAGAAAAAUUGAAUAUUGUGCGGCAGUAAAUGCAAUAUUAACUGGUGGGUGGGAUGCAGCAGUAAAACUUUGGGAUCCUAGGACACCCACCUGUGUAGGUAGUUAUUUGCAGCCAGACGUUGUUCUUGCCUUAUCUGUGUGCGGAGAUAAAUUUGUGGUAGGUACAGCCAAACGAAAAGUUUGUAUUUGGGAUCUGAGAAAUAUGGCUGGCAUGUUCCAAAGACGAGAAAGCAGUUUGAAGUAUCAAACUCGUUGCAUUAAAGGUUUUCCCAAUGAACAGGGAUAUGUUCUUAGUAGCAUUGAAGGCCGAGUAGCUGUUGAAUAUCUUGAUACAACACCAGAAGCACAGAAGAAGAAAUAUGCUUUCAAGUGUCAUAGGAUAAAGGAAAACAAUGUGGAACAUAUAUACCCCGUCAAUGCUAUUAGUUUUCAUUCCACUUAUAAUACGUUUGCAACUGGUGGCUCGGACGGUUAUGUGAAUAUUUGGGAUGGAUUUAACAAAAAACGUUUAUGCCAGUUUCAUAGAUACAAUGCUGGAGUCGCUGCUCUUAGCUUUAGUCACGAUGGUUCUGUACUUGCUAUAGGGGUAUCAUAUUUGAAUGAAGCUGAAAUUCCACCAGGCGGAAAUGACGAGAGAGAGAUUUAUAUAAGAUAUGUAAAUGAUCAAGAAACUAAACCAAAAUAAUAGUGUACAAACAUUUAAAAAAAAUAGGUUAAAACGUUUUUUAACUAUUAGACUGUUUCAUCGAAGAAGCAGAAAAUAAAUGCUGAAGCCUUUUCCAGAAAAUUAAUGAUUGUUCAAAGAGUGUAUACAAGAUAUCCCAGAAUGCACGAUUCUGAAAGUGUCAAAGAAAAUGAAAUUCUGAGUCAAAAGUUCCUCUUCCCCUUUUUUCGUUAAUAACUUUGUUAAUAGCGAUUGGAGGGAAAAGUGGAAGAGGAAUUUUUGACUUAGAAUUUUGUUAUACUCUCAGAGGAAAGUCGUGUGUGCAUUCUGGGACACCUUGUAUAAUAAGAGUUUUUCAUUUUUAUAUCUUAAAUAUCUGGUAAUUAUACAAAUGUAGUAAUAAUUGUUCAUGAAUUUUAGACCAGUCAAAUUUUAAUAAAAUACCUUUUUUAUUCAAUAUACUGGGCUUAUUAAACAGUACGUUACAUGCAGAUUAAUAA